CGGUGAUGUACGGUUUCCGCUAAUAUUCAGCAGGCCCGGCUUUUUCAACAUUUCUCGAAAGCCCCCACCCCCUUUCUUCAAUUCUCUCGCCCGAACGGAGUUUGUUAAUAGGAAAAAGGCUUGGACAUGAUGCAAGGCUUUGGGAAAGCUCAUAGCUAGAGCAGCAACGCAAAACCCCUGCGGAGAAGGGAGCACAGCAGUACUCUUUUUGGGACUUGCGUACCUGUGAAUGCUGUAAUAUCUGUGAAUAGGAGGUCCUUGUCUUCUUCGGUUUGCAAAUUAUCGCAUAUAAACACUAAAACACUGUUUUUAAAUACUUUUAAAUACCGCGCAGAGGGUGAUGGGAAGUAAGGUAUCAUAUUGCUGAUUAUGCUGACAAAACAACCGUUGACCGAGAUAUUAUGUUGACCGAAACAACCGAAAUAUUGCAAUAUUUACAAGUAUAAGCUAUCACAGGUCACAUAUGCUGAUGAUACGCAGAUAUUUGCCUCGUCUGAUAAUUAUGAUGAACUGGUGGUACUAUUAAAUUCUGAUUUGAAAAAUAUUAGUAGAUGGCUCUCGGAUAACAAACUGCAACAUCAUACUACUAAAAAACUAGCAAAAUUAGUGACCUUUAAGAAUAAACCAUUAAAACUGUACAGAUCUUUUAAAUGUUUAGGAGUUGAGUUGGAUGAACACCUUAGUUGGGAAGUUCACAUUAAUGCAAUCUGUAAAAAGGUUGAUGCAGGGAUAGGAGUUUUAAAACGAACAAAACCAUUUGUCACCAAUGAAACCCUGCACCUCAUCUAUAGGCGUUAAUUCUGCCAUACUUUGAUUAUUGCUCCCCUUUGUGGGAUAAUUGCGGAAUUGUACUAAAAGAAAAACUACAGAGAUUCCAAAUUAGAGCUGCAAGGGUGUUGACGGGAGCAAGUUAUGAUACAAACUUCUCUGAGCUCCUUGAACGGCUUAACUGGAAAAAUCUUGAAAACAGAUUUAGAUUUAAUAAAGUGGUCCUGGUAUGCAACAUUCUUACUGAAUAAUGGUACUGCCCCCUGUCUUCGAGAAUUCUUUUCUGCACGAAGCAAUAAUGAUAAUGAUAAUGACUAUCAUCUCAGAAAUUAUGAUACAGAUCUCUCAAUUCCAAAACCUACGAAAAACUUUCUUAAAAGAAGCUUUAGGUAUUGUGGAGCUGUAAUGUGGAAUAGUCUUUAUGCUGAGGUUAAAUCUACUCAUUCGAUUCAUUGUUUCAAAAUUCUUAUUUGAAUCUUGCUUUUAAUUGUUAUUGCAUUUGUAACUACACAUUAUUUUCAGGAUAAUAUUCUCUUUGGGUCUGUGGGUUGAUUAGUUUUUUUCUUAAUUUUUAUAUACUUGUAAAUAGCUAAAUAGACGCCCCUCAUGAAAACCAGCCGUAUAGCUGAUGAGGAUAGCUUCUCAAAAGAAAUUAAAUACAAUACAUACAAUCACUUCGUGUUUACACGGCCACCAUUUAUAUUUUUCAGCAUAAUCAGCAAUAUGAUACCUUACUUCUCAUCACCCCUUGCACGCAUGAACUUAAAAGGUGGAAUUGCCUAUUGCAUAAUUCCAUAAUUAUAUUUAGAAGUAGCCUGUGCCUAGCAACAGUUACUGUGCCUAGAAAUUUGCUACAGCGUCUGUCGAAAAAUUUUAACGGACAUGCACACAGUUUCACUCCCCUCUAUUAUGUAUUUUAAUUUUCGCGCGUAUAGAAUAAUUAUAUACAGCAGACGACCAUGUGAAAAUUAGCCUGCACAGAAGGCGCAUCAAAGGGCGAAAUUAUUUAUAAGAAAAUAUCACGAAAGUUAUGGCUGUGGUUAUGAUAUUUAAAACAGUGUUCUAGUUUUUAUAUGCAAAAUAGCAAACCAAAGCAGACAAAGACUACCUAUUCACGGAUUUUACAGGAUUUCCAGUCCACGCACGAAGCUCCUCGCAGCUCGCUGCGAGUGAUGCAUGAGCUCUUGCAUCCAAUCACAAUGCUAAGCAGUUAAUUUUUAUGAUGCAAGCACUCGCAGCGCGCUCUUGUGAGGACUGGAAAUCCGCCUUUACAGUUACACAAGUCUCGAAAAGAUAACUGCUGUGCUCCUUUGUACUGGAUAGGGCUGGCGCCUAUAUAUGAAAUGAUGUAAUUGUAUCAAAUUCUGCAACGAAGCGCCGGUGCAGCGCUGCAAUCUUCCAAGUGGUGCUUGUAGUGCCAAUCUGGUUUUGGAAAGCUGUCAUUGUAAUGUAAACACCAUCGUAGCAAUUUUCCGUUCAAUUCGUUAUUCAAGAUGGUGUCUAAAAUACAAACACUUUCUAUUCUAACCUAAUUCACAGGCAUAGUUCGCUCACUCUUUCAAAUGACGUCUGCGUGCAAUGUUUUUGGUUUUCGUAAAUAUAUAGAAGAAAACACGAAUUAGCCAUAGAAGGACGAAGCAUAAGCUAUUUGCAUAUGGGCCGUGACGUUUCGCGAACGAAGCAAAAACCGAUGCAAUUCAAGCAAACAUAGCUUUAAUUUACUGGCGAAGGUAUUGAAUAUCCGAGUGCCAUCUACUAUAAUUACGCUUUAGCAUUAGAUUUUCUGUUUUGCAGAUGUGCCCAGAAUAAAAACAAACAUCAUCGCUGAAUAUACGGAAAGUGUUUAUACGCUUUGUGGGCUUCGUUGUGCAGCAAACCGUUUCUGUGCUGCGAUUAACUUCAAGGAGAAAGUUGAAGGAAAUGAACACAAUUGCCAAUUAACUAAUUCUACUCAACCAACAUUUGACGAACAUUCCAGUAAAAAGGAGAAGGUUUGGACGUUUAGAAGGGUCCAUGUAGACAGAAGCAUGAUGGUAAGUAUUUGCACGCGGACCAAAGCUUUAUCAGACAAAAAACACGAGUGUUUUAUAUCUGAUAAAGCACGACUACAAGCGCUUUAAUUAAAUGACUUAUUAAAUACAGGUGAAAUAUAUAUUAAAUAAAACCACAUAUAGAUAAAAGUUGUCUAAGGCCAGAAAAUCAAAGCUAAAUUAUACAUAUAAAAUAUUUAUCACAUAUAAAAGUGAUUUCUUUGUCUUUUCUACAUGAAUUAUUAAUGAAUGUUUUAAAUUAAUUAACAUUCAAGCUUACCAUUUACUAACAUUAAUUAUGUUCUUGUAAAGAAUGCACUUUUCAGGUACUUAAUAAACUUGAGAAAUUUAUUUCACCAGCCCUAUGGUUACUAUUAGUUUUUCGUGACCACAGAAUGUGAUAAUUUGCAGGCAUCUUGCAGAGGAGAAGUGAAUGAAUGUCAUAAUGGCGGAACAAUGAUCUGGGAUCCAGUUAAACCUUUCAACUGUCUAUGUAAGGAAGGAUAUGAAGGAGAGUUGUGUGAAAAAGGUGUAGUAUAUUGAUUAGUCAUGAGACCAACACUUUCAAUAUGUUGCCUGAUCAAGACAUCUUUGGUUAAGGCGAUGUUAUACAUAACGAUUUCCAACGUCAAUUCGCAGCCACGAUUAAAAAAAAAAUAACUGACUUUGGUUUUUUAGAUGUCAACGAAUGUUCACAGCGCAUCCAUUUAUGUGAUGUUCAUGCGAAAUGCAGUAAUACUAAUGGUUCAUAUAACUGCUUCUGUCUCACUGGAUAUUCCGGGGAUGGAAAGAUUUGUACAGGUACUAUCGAUAGAAAGUUUGCCGGUUAACCGAGUCAAAUCCGAUUACGAGUCAAAUUCGAGCCUGCAUGAGUCACUGCUUAGUGAUCUUUGUAGUUCAAUGACCUAGUACUCUAAUCCUAACCCUACUCCAAACCUUAACCCCACUCCUAACGCACCCUAAAUUUAUUCGACUUUGAAUUUUAUUCAAUUUCGGUGUUUGUUCUUUAACCGAGUCAAAUCCGAGUCCGAAUCAAAUGUCCAAGUCACUGUUUAGCCGCCUCCGUCAGCCCAAAUCAAACUUAUUCUGCUGACGUGCAUGCAUUUUGACCAACUUUGAACCCUCUAAUGUUUUUUAUGUUUUCAGAUAUUGAUGAAUGCUAUGAAGGAAACUUCACUUGCCACCCAAAUGCAACUUGCAUCAAUACUCAAGGAUCAUACAAUUGUCAAUGUAAAGACGGAUAUGAGGGGUUUGGGAAAAAGAACUGCAAAGGUAUGAAGUUCCUUACGAAAGAAAAUAAUCUUUUUUUAGUCAAUCACAAAGGACAAAAAAUAGCGAAACUGAACCUAAAUUAUUUGCUGUAGCUUUAACGUCUAUACUUGCCACGUUUUAGAAAAAGUUACCCUUUUUAGAAUUUUGUGAUUUUCUCUAUUUAUCUUUUGCAUUCUGAACAUAACCCUAGCCCUAAACCUAACGCUAAAUUAACUAUAACCGUUAUUCUAUUCCUAAUAUAACCCUAAUCUUAAUCUUUAUCCUAACCCUUAUUGGAACCCUUUCCAUAAUCUAAACCCUAUUCCUAACCCCAAAAUCUAAAAAUAUUUACUGUUCUUAAGUCGUGUCUUUAUGCAUAUUAACAUCCUAACCAACCAUUAUCGUCACCAGUGGCGGAGCCAGCCCGAUGAUUUAGUCCCGCUACGCAAAUAUUGCCAUAUUUAUAAACUAUCAGCUCAAUUAAUUUCUAUAACAAUAAUAAAUUGAAAUUGGCAAGUGGGGACCAAAUCGUUGAGCUGGCUACGCCACUGACGGACACUUAUUCAACUAACUCGUAUUUUAAGAAAUGCAGCAGUUACGGCUAGAGCUAUAUCCUGGUUGCCAGAGGUUCUGCAUCUUUCGCCUUAUUCCCGCUCGUAUUUAUUUUACGCGAGGCGAAGAUAACCUCUGGUGGCACGCGAUACAAAUCUCUCUUCCAUGCUGACGUUGCCGUUUGAGAACUUGUAAAACCGGUUUUUUAUUUUGUGACGUUUUUAAACUUCCGGGUUUGUCAUACUUCCAAAAUAGCUCUCUUCAGACUGUUUGGCAGCCUUGUGUAAAAUUUUAAAAACAAGACGCUCCACGGAGCGUUAAGUCGCUGGGGCAAUGGAAAUAUGCAACUUUAACUACACGUGAUACCACUAAGAAGAGCGUGCUUGUUUUUCCGCCUGCGGGUAAUAUUCUUGACUUGCACGUCACCCACCAUGUCAGAUGGCAUGGCACAAAAGAAUAUUUUAUCACAGAAUAGAUAUACCAUGUCGUCAUGUCUAUUUUGUGAUUUUAUCGAUCGGAACAUUGUCUGGUGUGUACCAGGAGGAGAUUGGUUGCAAGUCAAGAAUAUAACGUUUUGCACCUGAAUUACUUUUGAUUUUCGGAAAUUGAAAUAUUUUACCAUUGCCGAUGACCUCACUUUAUAACUGGAGUGAAAUCUCUGUAAGAAACCCCAGUAAGUAGAAGAGAAUACAAUACCAGACAUAAACUACUUAUCUGUCUUUGCGAUGGGUAGCCUGCUCGCAUACGUAUUAAAUUUCGAUAUUUCAGUCUGCAUGGCCAUGGGCGUAGGAAGAUCGGUAUUUUUUUUUUUUGGUGGUGGGGGGCUCAUAUUCAUACGUUCAUAAAGCAAUCAAUUUCAAAAGAAGUAAAUGAUGCAGAACACGAAUAUAUGAAUAUGAGCCCCCCAAAAUAUCGAUCUUCCUACGCACAUGGCCAUGCAGACUGAACUAUCGAAAUAUAUUACGUAUGCGAGCAGGCUACCCAUAGCAAAGACAGAUAAAUAGUUUAUGUUUGGUAUUCUAUUCUAUUCUAUUCUACCUACUGGGGUAUUACUGCCUAUUCUAUUCUAUUCUAAUUCUACCUAUUCUAUUCUAUUCUAUUCUACCUACUGGGGUUUCUUUCGCUUUAAGAGAUUUCACUCCAGUUAUAAAGUGAGGUCACCGGCGAAGGUAAAGUAUUCCAAUUUCCGAAAAUGAAUUCCGAAAGUAAUUCAGGUGCAAAACGUUAUAUUAAUGACUUGCAACCAAUCUCCACCGUACCUGGUACACACCAGACAAUGUUCAUCGAUAAAAUCACAAAAUAGACAUGGUAUUUCUAUUAUGUGAUAAAUAUUCUUUUGUGCCAUGCCACCUGACAUGGCGGGUGACGUGCAAGUCAAGAAUAGAGAAAAUCAAAAAUCAGUCCAGUCCAGUCCAAUUGUCCAGUCCAGUCCAACUGCCCAGUCCAGUCCAACUGUCCAGUCCAGUUCAGUCCAGUCCAUGUUUUGUACUAUGCCUGACAACUUGCCAUAAUUAGUUCUGAUUGAAGGAAUACAAUAUGUAUUUUUAGAUGCUAAUCUUGAAAGCAUGAAAAAAUUGGCGAAAACAUCAGGAAGGUUAUUAGUAUAGAAGUCAUGCAUACACAAUAAAUUUGAAAAUAUAAUUAAAUCUGAAAGUUUCAAAAGGCCAAGAUUUUUAAAAAGAGGACUAGUAUGUUCAUCAUAUUUUGAAAAAGUCAUUACCCGCAUUGCCCGUUUUUGCAGUAAAACUAAUGGUUUCAGAGUUGAUUCAUAUGUGUUACCCCACAAUAUCAAUCCAUAUGUAAUAAAUGGAUAUAUUAGUGAAUAAUAUAGUUGAGUUAGCACUUGAGUUGAAACAUAAUAACGCAAUUUAGAUAAAAUACCUAUAUUUCUCUUAAUUUUUUUUUAAACGUUUUGUAUUUGUAUUUUCCAAUUUAAAUUGCAAUCAAUAUAAAUUCCCAAAUACCUUAUGCUACUUUCUUCCUUGAUAGCCACCUGGUUCAAAUAUAAGUUAGGACUAAAGCUGAUUCUCUUUUGAGAGCUACGAAAUAUAACAAAAUUUGUUUUUUCAAUGUUCAAACUCAAUUUAUUAGCAGCUAACCAUGCUGAUACCUUGAACAAAUGAACAUUUACUAAUACUUCUAGUUCCGAUAAAUUUUUAUUUGCACAAGAUAGAUUUGCAUCGUCCGCAAAUAUAUGAAAUUCAAAUAAAUCAGAACAGUUUUUGAAAUCAUUAAUAUAGAGAAGAAACAAUAUAGCCCUAACACACUACCUUGGGGUACACCACAAAUCAUAUUAUCCUCAGCUGAAUUAAUACCACCAAUAGUAACAAAUUGUUUUCUGUUAGACAAGUAUGAUUUAAACCAAUCAUUUACUAUUCGACGAACACCAUAGCACUCUAAUUUUUUAGUUAAAAUAAGGUGAUUUACAGUAUCAAAAGCUUUGCUUAGAUCUAGAAAAAUUUCACAAGAAUAACAUUUAUUCUCAAUAGCUUUUUGUAUCUUAUCUAUGAUAAGAGUUACUGCUUGUGUUGUGGAGUGUCCUGACCUACAACCAAAUUGGUUUUCAAAUAAUAUCUUUUUAUUCUCAACAUAUUUUAUCAAUCUUCCGUACAUUAACUUCUCUAAUAUUCGAUUAAAUACAGACAAUAGGGAAAUGGGCCUAUAGUUAUUAACACAGGUUUGCGAACCAUUUUCAAACACAGGAAUUACCUGAGCAAUUUUAAAUUUAUCUGGUACAGUCCCUGUAGAAAAUGAACAAUUGUACAAUAGCUCUAAUGGUUUGGCUAAACAGCUGUGCAAAGAUUUCAACAGACUAGAUGGAAUGAAUGGAUCUCUCCUUUAAAAACUAUCUUAAAUGUAAAUAUACCGAACUUGUUAAGUCAGUCUAUGAUGUUGAGUUAUCUUGUACGUGGUCACUGGUACGGGACUGUCCUUGCCACAGGAAAUAGUUAAGAGGGUUUUAAUGGGGGUCUUUGGGUGUCAGUUGUCAGCUAAAAUUUAAGCCAAUUGUCAGUUGUCAGUGCGAUAUAUUGCAAGCUGUCAGUAGUCAGUUACUGCAAAAUGCUGACUUAUAAUCUUUUUCAUCAUUUCUCAGUAGUCAGUUAGGAUAUUUUGUCAGUUGUCAGUCAAAAAUUCAGGCAAAUGUCUGUAGUCAGUUAACCCCAUUCAGACCCUCAGUUAAGUCAGUUUGUCGUGUUUGUAUAUUUGUCUGUCUCUGUCUGUAAUAUGUUUCUGUCUAUCAUGUAAAGGCUAGUCUCCAUUCGGGAGGGUCUUCAGGAUCGGGGUGGACUGGAAAGUUUUCAGUUUGUUUUGCGAGAUUUCGUUUGGAACCUCUGGUUUCGAACUAAAUGAAUUUAAUCAACACGAAUGACGUGGACGUCGUGAAUUUAACACAAUGAAAGCUCUCCCGCCGUUUCUGUUCAGCGGAGGAUCUUCCUGUGUGGAAGCUGGCCUUUACCUUUACAUGCAUGUUCAAUCUGUCUCUUAGUUUACUUGACACGCCCAGUUUUAGGAAAUAGAGCCACGUUUACUCAAAGUCUCUGAAGCGGUGACUAUUUUGAAUUUCGAGUUUAACUAUUCCAUUUAAUUUUUUGCUUGCCUGAAUCCUUUAGCGAGUUUGAGUUCGCGAUGUUCUAUUUGUUACCAUGAUUACUAUUUUGGAGGUGGGUGCCCUGCAUGGGACCUUUUAUAAGAGUCCCGUUCGUACCUUACCUUUUUGGAUCUACAUUUGAUAUCUAGGUUAUUUUAACUUAAUGUAGUAUUUGUUCUGUUAUAUUCUUUUGUUUGUUAAAAAUUGUGAAUAUCGAUCCAAAUAAAAUUUGUUAAAUAAAUAAAUUAAAUAAAUGCUGAAAGGACCUGUAGUUUUAGAUACAUUUAUUCUAGAGAUUUCCAGUUCUAUCUCAUAUGUAGUUACUGGGGACAAGAAAAAACUCUCCUGGAAUGAACAAUUCAUGUAAUCAAGAGGGUUAUUAUUAGAAACAGUCGAGUUUGCGGUGUUUAUACCUAUUCUAGAAAAGUACUUAUUAAAUACAUCAGCCAUUUGUUUAGUAUCACUAACUUCUAUAUUAUCUUUAAUCAAUUUAGUUGGAAUACCUUGAGUAUUCUUUUCAUUUAUAUUGACUAUUUCUCUUAUUCCAGUCCAGAUCUUUUUUAGGUUAGAGAAAUUCUCCUUAAAAUAGUCAUGAUAAUACAUUUUCUUGCUUACUAUUAACAACUUGCUUAGCUUGUUUCGGUAUAUUUUAUAUUUGUAUGUAUGAUAUGUACUAUUACUAUUCAAAUGCUUCUUGAAUAAUUUAUUUUUUUCCUGAAUAGAUAACUUUAAUGCUGGGGAAAUCCAUGGCUUAUAGCUAAACUUAAUCUCUUUUCUAGUUAAUUUCUUUAAAGGAACAUGAUUAUCAAUCACCUCUGAAACCUUUGAAUAACAGCAGUCAAAGAUUUCAUUCACAUCAUUAGUUUGUGGCAGAACUAUAUCCCAAUUUAUCGAUGUAACUUCGUCCACAAGAGCAGUUUUGUUAAAAUUAGUGUAAUCUCUCUUAUAAAUUUUUGUUUUCGCAUUCACUUUAAAACUUUUAUUAAUUAUUAAAAAAUUUGGAAAAUGAUCCGAUAAGUCAGAUAAAAUAUCUCCACUUGUAGUGUGGUAGUCAAGUGAAUUAAUAAAAAUAUUGUCAAUUAAUUAAAGUUGCAGUAUGAUCAGUUAUUCUUGUAGGUUGGAUAAUUUGUGGGUGGAAAAAUAUGAGCUCAAUACUGUUAACAAAAUUUUUAGUUGAUACAUGUGUUUCAUAAUUUAAUAAAUUAAUAUUCAAAUCUCCUGGAAUGAUACAUAACUUGUUUUCAUUUUGAAUUUUAUCUAGUAUUGAGUAAAUGCAGUUUGUAAAUACUUCUAGAUUUGCUUUCGGAUGUCUAUAUAAAACACUACAGAUUAUAUUUUGACCUUUGCUUUCAAUAUCAAUCCACAGUGCUUCAAACUCAUUUUUGGAGAUACUUAAAUCAUUUCUAGGAACAUAGCUCAAAUCGUCUUUCACAAAUAAACCAACUCCUCCUGCAUUUGUAAUAGAGGAUUGCGAUAAAAACGUAUAUCCACACAGAUUUAUAUUCACUAAACUAUCUAUCUGUUGUUUGAUUCUAGUUUCAGUAAGUCCAAUAACAGAAAAAGGGUAUUUAAGAUCAUUAAAUAGAAGAGAAACUUUAUCAAUAUUAGCUGCAAGACUUCUAAUAUUGCAAUGUAAUACUCCAAAAGAUUUUUUGGUUGAUAAAUCUAAAAUAUCUUGAUUAUUUAAGAACUCUUCUCCAGAAUAAUAAUUAAAGUUAAUUUGGCUAGGUAAGUGUUGAUCAAUGUCAGCUAAUCUAAGAGAUGGUAUUUUGGUAAGAGCCGACACCAGAUCAAAACAUGGUAAAUUAUCAAGUCUUAAAUUAUUCACACUCAUAGUUUAUAUCAAUCUUACACACAACAAUUAUAGAAAAAUAGUCCAUGAAUGUUAAGAAUGAUAGACACACAUGAAGACGAUAUACAUAGAGAUAAUAACUUAUCUGUGUAGUCUCUCCAAAAGCUGCAGAUUAUCAACAAGAAUAGCAGGGCUGUCAUUGUCCUUUCGUAAAUAAAUUCGACCAUUUCGAGUCCAGAGAUAUCGAUAUUUCAUGUCUCGUUUCUUUUUUAGACAAGAUUUAAAGAGUUCUUUGCGUUUCUUUGUGAGACUUUCUGCCAUAUAAAUCUUAGAAUCUCUGUAUCUGGUAUAGCCAAGGUCUCUUGUGCUAAUAUCCUUCAACAUUGAUCUUGCUAAAUAUAGUUUAUCUCUUAUGUCACGUCUUACAAAUUUAACAAUAAUGGCCGGUGCCAUAUAAUUACCAGAACUUGCAGAAUUGUUGGAUUGUGUAUUUGCAAGUCGAUGACUCACAAAAAUAUCUUCUUCCUUUACUUGCACUCCGAUCUUUGAGGCCAAUUUUAUCACAAUAGCAUUCGUAUCUUCAUCAGUGGUAAUAGAAAUGCCACUAAUUUCGAGGCAUUCACGUCGGCCAUAUUGCUUCAAUUCAUCUUGCACAUCUUUUAAGAUUUUAUUGUCUUCCUCCAGCUUAACAAGUUCGUGUUGUAAAAAUGUGUUUUCAGAUUUUAGAACCUUAUCGCUUUCUUCUAAUUUUAUAACCUUCUCAUUCUAUUCAUCAUAUUUCCCGCUAAGGAAUGUUAAAGAGCUGAUAGCUUCGUCAACUCUUAAUGAUUACUAUUAAUGAUUAUUACUAAUAAUUAUUACUAUUAAUAAUUAUCUAUUAAUGAUUACUAAUCUACAUACCAAUGUGCAGUAUGAAUUAAGGCGGCGAACUGGAAUAAUAAUAUAUGUUCUUGUGCCAAGAAAGAUUCCAAGUUACCUCCACACGAUAUCAGGAAAUUGAGUUCCUCCUUUUCAGCUUUUGGAAUAAAUAUACAUUUUGUCCCAAUGAACCUUUAUAAUCCUUCAAUGCUAUUUGAUAGGAAUAGGAUGUAGACUCGAAAGAAGCAGGCGAUGUCUGACUUUGAGUUUUAUUUAUGUAGAUCCAAAAGACCAAAAUAUUAUUACUGACUGGAAAGUUUAGAAAUUGCGCGCCGGAAAUUUCGAAAAUUCAAUAGUACAUAUAUAGAAAGUAUCAAAAUUGCGCGCCCGAUAUCACUCCGUCGCGCGAUACAAACUUUAAAUACUGAUAUAAAAUUAGGUAAAAAAAUCCACUUCCCUCCUCGAUAACAUAACAGUAAAACGUCGUAAUAACUUUUAGUGAAUUCUUAAUAUAUUUCUUCCAAAAACCCCGAAAGAAAAGACACGGCUGGACCAAAUAUAAUCAAUUGCAACUAAUUGCGAACUUUUGCACGCCAUUCCAUGGUCGCCAUUUUGGUUUUAAUUUCGUAAGAAUUACGUAAUUAAAAUGACGUAAUUUGUCAUUUUGUGGCGUACCAAAGGGCAAACCUAGAGUCUGUGGGCACCACAGGUGGCCCCACCGACUAAUAAGCAGCCCAAACAUAUAGAUUAUUCAUUAGAAACAAGUAGAUUAUUCUCGUAACGCACAAAGCAACCUUACUGAUUGUUAAAUUUGUGGAAUGCCGUUUGUAUUAGCGAACGUAUAAAAUCAAAAGUGAAAGAAUAUAAAUAUAAUAUAAAUAUUUAUAUAUGCGUGCAACGGAGCUAGUAUGUACGUUUCCUUUUAAACAAUAACAGACAACGAGAAAAUAUUGGCAAAGUAAAUCAUAUGAAUAAGUUAAACUAUUAAAGUCAAAGAAUUCCCAAAAUUUAAAACCUUGAACGAUAAGCAAGUGAACAUGCAACACUUCAUACUUUUAAUACAAAUAUUAAUACUUUAGUAGAGUGAACAUGUCAUGCCGUCAAGGCGUCAACUCAACUCAAGACAUGCCGCGAUGGCAGCUCUAGUCCAGCGCAGAAAAUCUUUUUAUAGCGGAACAAACUAAGUUAAUCUCAAAUAACACAGACAAAGUAAAGCAUUUUAAGAGCGGUUGUCUGUAAUAUUCAGGUAAGACGUGUAAAAUGAGAAAAUUCAUAAUCCUUCAAACUUUGUCAGAAUAUAGGCCUAUAUAAAGUAUUAAUGUUGUGAAAGUUUUAUUUCGAUCGGAUAAAUAUUGAAGGAGAGAGACGUCGAAAUUGGUUUUCCCAGGCCACUUUCGCUUUUUAGAGGUCAUUUUACGGUACUACCAAAAUCGCUCUAUUUUGCACGUUAGUGGGAAUAUUUCACAAAACAUGAUUUCGUUUUAUAAAUUAGAGAUAUUUAUUGAUUAGCAGACGAAAUUUAGAGACAUUUCUGUAAAAAGUGAAUAUUUUACAGAUUUUCUUAAUGUUUUUUAUUUUCGAACCUCUUUAUUAUAUGCCAUAUUAGGCAGCGAAUAUCUCCAUUGUUACAUCGAUUCAGACAAAAAAUUCAUAACCAGAUCAAAGAAAUAUGUUUUCCCUUGCUAUUGAUCAAAUAAAAUUUUUGGGCAACUUAGAAUUGAAUUUUUAACGAAUUUUUUCGUAACCCCUAUUUGACCGGAAUAACCGUAUGUUAAUAUAAUCAGCGUCGAGUCAUGUAGUUCAAGAAAUAACCAAACAGCUCGUCAAAAGCGUUUAUUUCUUCGAGUAAACAAGCCUAGGCCUAUAAAACUACCGUAGCUAAAGCUGUACGAUUGGCUGAAAGCAUUUAGGUCUAAAUCACACUGUUUACAGUCGCUUAUUGUUCAGCUAAUGCCCGAUACUCGAUAGCCGGUGCCGCUGAUUUGGCAGAUUUGGUUUCAAUUAUAUUUUAUCAGGGAUAUGCCGCGAAAAGUAUAGCGAGUAUAUUUUCUCUCCCCCUCCCAUAAACUCGUGUUCUCACAUAAAUAGUGCACACGCUUUUUGUAAAAAACAUAGGCCAUUUGCAAGGUCAUACGAUGCAAACGUCGCAUUGUUCUGACGUUUUUUUAGUCGUAUUUCCGGUUGGGUAGGUCACGCGAUUGUCUGAACAAAAAUAUAGACUAGCCAUACUAGGCCUUUCGCCGAAAAUAACUUCGACCCCUUCAAACAUAUCGUCUUUGUAAUAGUCUUGUUCGAAUCCCCCAUCAAAAACACUAUUUAGAGUGUUAUUUGCAAGCCUGUAUCUUCAAAUUUGCAUCUUUUAUCACGGUAUUUCCAUUUCUUGUCCGGCUGUGAGCUCGAGGCUCGAAGUAAUUUGAUAGUAUACGAUCGCAUUUGACUUUCAAACUCCCAUAAAUCGCUACAAUGUUAAUAAUGACUAUAACUAUCGUUCGGAAUUAGUUGAUCUUUUAUUUCUGAAUCGAAUGGUGGUAUUUCUGUCUUCAUAGGCAUAGCAUGUACUGAUCCGAAGAUAUGAAAUUUCUAGCCGUCAUUCGUCAACCUCUCGAGGACGACCUCGCAAAGAGUUUUAAUUUAAUUAAUAUUAAAGCUGGAUUCUUUCACCGUGAUGUCAUGCCAAAAGGUGUCUUUUCCAUUUGUUAAAAUUAAUUUAAAAAAGAUCCCGGCUCUAUAUAUUGAUUUGUGAUUUGGUAAUAUUAAUUACAGUUGUAUAUUUGAUUAUUUUGUUAGUGCUCAAUAAGUUUGAAUUUGUUCCGAGAAAACAGUCAAACUUCAGACCAAACUUCUACGCUGUUGCUUAUUUAGUAGUUCAAUUAAUUAACUGCCCAUCACUUUUAAAACAGCAAGAAGAUAAAGACAACGUAUACGGGUGAGUUAUCCAUGAAAUAAAUAGUUGGUUUACAAAAUGAAUUCCGUCUUUGUGGAUAAAAAUUAGUUAUAAAUAAUCUCUCCUGUAUGUGUUAAAUGCUACAUGUAGGGAUUUCCCCCGGUUAAAAAAUUCGGCCCCCUUCCUUUUCGGGGGCCCCCUCAAAAUGUUUUCUGGUAAAGCAAAAAUGUUACAGUAAAAUGUAAAGGGUGGUAGGGGGGUGGGUGGGUGGGGCGACGUUUUUUUGGGAAAAACGUUCCAAAAAUUAUUUUUGCGAUAAUGGGGGGUUCAAAAUACUUUUCAGACCUUUUUCGACCUCAAUUUUAGAACACGUUGCGCAAUUCCAGCAUUCCGGGGCGGCCUCUGGGAAAGUUCGGCCCCCUUUCAAGUUGACUUUUUUGGCCUGAGAACUGCCUGAGUGUUCUAGAUGUAUCAUCCAGAAAUGGUUGGAUAAAUGUAAUUGAAAUUGGACCAAAAGUAUAUGUCAGAUAACGCGUAACCACAAACAGCCAUACAAAAGAGAAGAAAUAUACCGGGGGAAAUCCCUACAGGUAGCUUAACACAAACAGGAGAGAUUAUUUAUAACUCAUUAAUUUUAUUCACGAAGACGGAAUUCAUUUUGUAAACCAACUAUUUAUUUCAUGGAUAACUCACACGUACACGUUGUCUUUAUCUUCUUGCUGUUUUAAAAGUGAUGGCCAGUUAAUAACUAACAGUGCGUAGAAGUUUGGUCUGAAGUUUGACUAAAGUUAUUGAGCAACAACAAAAUAAUCAAAUAUACAAGACAUACAACUGUAGUAAAUAUUACCAAAUCAUAAAUCAACAGCGGGUCGUUUUUAAAAAUAGAAAAGACACCUUUUGGCAUGACAUAACGGUGAAAGAAUCCAGCUUUAAUAUUAAUUAAAUUAACUAGUACUGUAAGUAAACGAAUUACAAUUUCAACGUAAAAUGACCGAUGUUUUUGACAAAAAGCGCGUGCACUAUUUAUGUUCGAAAAGUUAUAAGCACGACGAGUCGUGAAAGAACAGAUGUUUAUGGGAAGGGGAGAGAAAAUACACUUGCUAUACUUAUCGCGGCAUAUCCCCGAUAAAAUAUAAUUAAAACCAAAUCCGCCAAAUCAGCGGCGCCGGCUAUACAAUAUAUUAUAGGCAUUACCUGAACAAUAAGCGACUGUAAACAGUGUGAUUUAUACCUAAAUGCUUUCUGCCAAUCGUACAGCUUUAGCUAAGGUAGUUUUAUUGGCCUAGGCUUGUUUACUCGAAGAAGUAAACGCUUUUGACGAGCUCUUUGGUUAUUUAUAGAACUACAUGACUCGACGUUGAUUACAUAACAUACGGUUAUUCGGGUCAAAUAGGGGUUACGAAAAAAUUCGUCAAAAAUUCAAUUCUACGUUGCCCCAAAAUUUUAUUUGAUCAAUAGCAAGCAAAAACAUAUUUCUUUGACCUGGUUAUGAAUUUUUUGUCUGAUUCGAUGUAACAAUGGAGAUAUUCGCUGCCUAAUAUGACAUAUAAUAAAGAGGUUCAAAAAUAAAAAAUAUUAAGAAAAUCUGUAAAAUAUUCACUUUUUACAGAAAUGUCUCUAAAUUUCGUCUGCUACUCAAUAAAUAACUCUAAUUUAUAAAACGAAAUCAUAUUUCGUGAAAUAUUCCCAUUAACGUGCAAAAUAGAGCGAUUUUGGUAGUGCCGUAAAAUGACCUCUAAAAACCGAAAGUGGCCUGGGAAAACCAAUUUCGACGUCUCUCUCCUUCAAUAUUUAUCCGAUCGAAAUAAAACUUUCACAACAUUAAUACUUUAUAUAGGCCUAUAUUCUGACAAAGUUUGAAGGAUUUUGAAUUUUCUUAUUUUACACGCCUUACCUGACUAUUACAGACAACCGCUCUUAAACCCUUUAUGUGAUAAACUAUCAUUUUCGCUCGGUUGCGAACGUUCAGUUGUGAUUCUCAAUAAGGCAGUAGGUUGAUUGUCAAUGACAGGUAUGUAACAAUCGGCAUUGUUACAACUCUUUUGUCAAUUAUUCUCUGCCAUAAAAGAAACGUUGGUACCGCUAACAUCUAGUGAGGGAAAUAAGUUUGGUUCUGUCCGAAGAGAAGCUCUGGAGUCUUUAAACUCGGUAACUUAGCUUGAAGAUCGUUAAAUGUGCGGUUGUUGUGAUCUUGAUGUUCUUGUUUGGCUUUGUUUAGAAAUUGCCAACUUUGUACGACAUGAAUUAUAAUUGAAGGAGACGGACUUCUCAUAAAUGUGGUUAGGUUUAAUAUUGUUCGCUGUAUCUAAAUUUAUGCACAUAUUUGAGGCUCGCAGUUGGUCAUCAAUCUUUUCAACAGUACUAAUUUUACCCUAAAGGGAAGCUAUUGUUUCAUUAAGUUCGUCAACCUCAAUAUUUCUUUCUCUUACUAGCAAAGUAAGAUCCGAUUGAAGGUGAUUACUUUUUUCUUUUUCACAAGAAAGAUCAUGUUUAAGUUGGUUUAUAUUUGUGUGCCCGUCUACAAAUCUGCUAAUAACGGAGUCCAACUUAUUCUCAAAAUUCAUUUGCACGAUAACUAAUUCCAAUUUUACCCCUUCAAGUUCGGUGGCUAAAACUCUACAGCUACAACUGCAGUAAUAUAUUACUCAAUUGGAUCUGAUCCGUCUGAGAGAAAUUAUUAAUCAGUACAGGAGCCAAGCGGUGAUGAUUACUAAUCUGUUUUUGGAGUUUACUUUUAACCAGGCCAACAGUAUCAGUGACAGUAUUUACAAUCUUAUACCAGGUAUUAGGGCCACUGGGCGCGCUCGAUAUGGUUGACUGAGAGUGUUUAGUUUCAUCACACUCAAGCAAUUGUGACUUUGAUUUAAGAUGGCUCUCUUGCUUGCAAACGAAUAUACACCUAUCUCAUACUAAGUCACCGUCCUUGCCUUGAAAAAUCAGAGUAUUGUGUUUACCUUUGUACCAAGUGAGCACCAAGUCAGCAUUCGUGCUAGUAAUUUUUUUCGUUUGGCCUCCAGGUGACGACCAUUUCCCUUCGAGGCCGCAAACUUGACAUACAAUUCGUUCCAGAUCAUCAAGCCAUUUUAGGCGUACUCCAUCAUAAGACAUAUUAGACAAUUCCGUGCAGCUAUCGCAAGUGAUCGAGAAAGGAAUUCAAUCUAUGAUUUUGAUAUAUGGACAAAUAGCAAUAGUGUUAGUGUUUCCAUGGAAAAUAUGUCGUUUAAUCUUUUGCACUUUUAUUGUCUAAUUUCACAAUAAAUCGACAAUAUCUUUAUUUUCCUUCGGUGAAUUUUUCAUAAAUUUGUUUAAAGAUUUAUAAAUCUAUAAAGGAAUAACAUAUCAAAAUUUAAAGGAAAUUUAUAAAUACGUUUUCGAGAUAUUCAUGAAGGCCGGUUAUAGAAAUAGUUAUUUGUAGAAUUUCUCGAAAGUUAGAUAUGUUUUACCACUUGCCUUUUACGACACAAUAUACAGUUUAAAAAAUUGACGAAAGGAAACACGAGAAAAUUACCAUUAAAAUCGGCGCGACCAGGCGCUAAUGCGAAAAAAGUCGAUUCGACAUGAGCACGAUCUGCGCGUGCGCGUACUAUAUCAUGCGUGAACAACACGAAACGCGUGUGGCAAAGUAAAGUGAAGCCCUGGUCAAUCGAGGAUGAGAGUUGACAAGAGUUGAUUAUGCAACAAAUAUUUAUGAAUAUGAAUAUUUCACGCAAUUUCAUUGGUCGAGAGCCAUGAUUCGCACGAUAAUCCACACAAACAAUCAUAUUGCGUGAUUUGUAUACUGUAGAUCAUCGAAACGUCAGAUGGCGUGUUUUGUUGUUUUCAAUGCCCCGAAAUUUGGCGGGAAUUUGACAGAAGCUUUUUACUUCAAUUUUCGCGCUAAACAAGGUUGAUUUUCUGUAUUUUUUAUUUUAUAAAACCAAUAGAUAACAUUUUGUCUGUUCAGUUAUAGAUGCACAGUGGACGUCAUAACGUGGUAAGAACAUCAGUGACCCACUCGGUCCGGCGGCUCGUGAGACACUUUCAGUUUGUUCUUACCACGUUAUGACGUUAUCUGUGCAUAUAUAACUGAACAGACAAAGGCAAAAUGUUAUCUAUUUGUUAAUGAGAAUUGCCACUCUCGCUCGCGUUUGACCGCCAACUCUCAUCGACUCUCAUGCAUUUUUAUCAACUCUCAUUAACUUUGAACUGGUUCAAAUUUUAAUGAGAGUUGAUGAGAGUCUUUGCAACGCGCGCAGUAUUAUUCAGUUAACUCUCAUCAACUCCCAUGCAACUCGUUUGAACGGGGCAAAAAAGUUGAGGUAACUCUCAAUAAUGCAAACUCUCGUUUCUCAACUCCUCGUUUGACCCGGGCUUAAUAUUCAUUUUGAGCUUUUGGCUUACAAAUUAAGAUCAAACAGACAUUUUUCUAUUUAUUUAAGAUGAAAAUAAAUAUAACGCUCAAAAUUCAAAAAAAUGGAAAUACUACAAUGCAUUGAAAUAAUCCAGCGCUUCUUAUAUGAGGUUACAGAACACCCUUUUGGGCGUUUUUCGGAAAAUCGCUACUGCGCGCUUAAUAUCAGUCGGAUUUUCAUCAAAUUUUCACCAAAUGUAGCCAGUGCAUGUAAAAUGUGGUGAAGUUGUAAAAUUGACAAACAAUAAAAUAAUAUAAGAAUUAUUCAGGAAAAUCUUAAAUCGCGGUACCUUUACGCUUUUGAGUUAUGUUCCUGCUGGUUUUAAGACAUAUUUAUGAAACUGAAUAUCAUUUUUAUACAGUAAAAUAGUUGUUCUAAAAAAUUGUGUUCGGAAAUUUUUGUUUAUUUUGUCGUUCCGCUGAUAUGGCGAUUUCUUUGACGACUCCAAUAUAUUUCUGAAUCGUAUGAGUGAAUUGCUCCUUAUUAAUGAAAUAUCCAAAAUUAGAAAAAAGGCGAAUACAAUUUUGAAACUGACGUCUUUAGCUAUGUCCUGUUAGAAUUUGAGAAAAAUUCGUUAAAACCCGCAGGAGAACAACUCGUUUGAAAAUUACUAAUUGCCGUUAAAUUCUUCGGGAGAAAAUUGAUUUUGAAUAUUACAUUUUCAAUGUUUUUCUUAUUCAACCGAAAUGUAUUUUAUUAAAUUACUCUGCGAGUUUUCAACAUUUCUCGUUCAAACAUGGUCAGAAAGUAGAAGCAGUCUAAUGCUUUCAUGGAGACCAGUGAAAAAAAUUUAGGCAAAAUUAACACUCAAAGGUGUUCUGUAUAACCUUAAACUAGAAGUCUUGUUUUUCCACAAAACAACUCGUAACUGUCUUAAUUAUAAUUUUACUAUGUUCAUAAGAUAAAACAGUACAUCUGAAAUGAGUAGAAUGACAAGACUAACAUAGGGGACGUCCGUCGACGCUGCAUAAAAAUAGUGCGGGCUCGUGAGCUUUUUCCCGCAAAUUUUGCUUUUCGAUGUUUGGCGUACGAUUUCUAAGGAUGUUGAAGUUUACAGCAUUGUGAUUCACUGGUUUUUGAAAGCAUCCGGUUUUUUUUCGUUGGAACUUGCAGGCUAACUCUUCAACAAGCUAAUGACUGUUUUUAAAGCAAAGCAAUUGAAAGGAAAACUUAUAUUUUCAUACGAAAAAGAUGAGUGGCGAUAUUUAUGUUGGACUGUUUUGAGCAGAUGCUUCGAAGAACCUGAAAUGAUCGGACUUUGUAUGUCAAAAGUGUACUUGGAACAGCCGAACAAAGUGGUAAAUUUUGUUACUCGGUGUGUUGGGCAUCAUAAUUCACAUGAAUAGUACAAGCGGCGUUUAAACUGGCUAUGAAAUAUACUGAAUACUUCGUCGAGUUCUCUACCGCCAUGUGACCUGUAGUUUAAUGUGCCACGCGUCUUUGAAAGGGCUUUACUUGACUUUAAUUGACGUGUAAGGUAUAACUUAGGUAAGAAACCGGUCAUUAUUUGUGGCAGGGGUGGAGGCCGAAAAGAAAAUGGUGGGGUAACUGAAAAAUAAUACUUGCUUUAGGUGGGGUGGCCAAAAAAUCCUUGCAUGCAGAGGUGGGGUAAAAAAAUUAAUCAUAUUUUAAUCACACACAAUAUAAAAUAUACUACAAACAGAUUUUAAUAUGUGAUUAUUCUAAUUUUUUAAAUAAAAUAGUAUUGCUUUCCAAAAUGUUGAGAGAAACACCCACUCUCAACCCACUGUAAGGUGUCAUUUUAUUCAUUUACACACAAAAUCUCCAAAGACUCCAUAAGGGCUGCUUAUAUGGUGCAAGCCAGCCCUACAUGGGUACCAAAGCUGGGCCAAUUUUGGCGAGAUCCUGCCUUUGUUGUUAAUUCAUAUUAAAGUUUACCUUGUGUAUAUAUGGGUAAAGAACAGGCCCACCUAAGCGAGAUCCCGCCCUUUAGCCCGAGAUCUUGCUGAAGCUGGGCCAAAAUUCGCCUCAGAAAAGUGAGCUACUGUAGCCCCCAAGUCCGGGCAUCCAGGCUCGCCCCCAUAUAAGCAUUCCCUUAUUAAAUAUCUCAAAAUAUAUAUAGAGUCUAUUAAAUUUUCAGGAUUUAAUUUUUGGGCAUCCACACUUGAUACUGUAUAACUAGCAGGUAGCAAAUCCUGAAAAUGCCUCAUGCCCCUCGUGAAUCCGCAGUAUCAUUUCAAUGGCUAGUUCAUAAUAUGUUCAGCUCUAACAUUGUUCUGAGUCUUUGGCUACUAGCUGUUUUUCUUUACUAGUAGACCAUUCAUGUAUACAUGUACAUGGAUAAACCGAGAAAAUAGGAGAAAUCUAUUUACCCUUUACAGAUUAAUUUAAUUGUUUAUAUAUAAUCAUACUUGGAAUUCGGAUGAUAUAUCAAGUUAUCUUCACACUGUAUAACAGCAACUUUUCCCCAUUAAUUUACAGGAACAUCAUUUCCUAAAUUCACAUAUUCUCACAUGGGACAUAUAUACUUUAGUAUCGUAAUUGUGUUGUUCACAAAUUAAAUUAUUUUAAAAAUGUAAUAAUUGAUUUCAUAAACUUUAAGAAUUCCGUGAGAAUUCUUAAGGAAUUCCUUUAAAAUUCCGUGAUAAUUACAUGUGAUUGUGUAUAGUAAGGAAAUUUUAAAGGAAUUUCAGAGGAAAUUUUGGAAUUUAGAUAUUUACAAUCAUAGGAUUCUGUGUACUCUGGGUUCCAGAGCCUUCAGUAAUUUCAGUAAAUAAUAAAUUGAAACUUACUGAAGGCUCUGGAAUCCAGGGUAGAUUCUGUGAGACUGUUUCAAAAUAAAAUUGCAUUUUAAUUACUAAAGAAAUGCCAGAAUGUGAAAGAAACCAAAUUGUAUAUACAGUGAAACUUUAAAGUGGGAAAGAGAUAGGGUGGUGCGAUACGGUUAGUGUUUUAAAAUUAAUCUUGAAAUAUAUGCUGCACAGACUUUACAUGUAUAUCAGUGGUUGUUAAUAUAUGUUUAUGGGACUAGUAUUGCACUAUCUCGUGAAAAGGGAAAAUAGCGUUGAAUACAAACUAUAAAACCCAAUCAUAUUUCAAUUUAACAAGUAUGUAAAAAUUAGAGAAGUAAACUAGCGAAGUAUCCCAAUAUUAAAUGGCCAACUUCCAAGACUUCAGCAUUCACUGAUCCAAACCCCCAUGGCCUCAUAACAUGUCUUAAUAUGAGUGAGCAAUAUAACUUCCAUCUGAAUCCUCAGUCCAGAAAUGUUAAAAUCCUUUAAUGCAUUUGCAUUUCCCUACGGGCCCACCCCAAGGCUUAUAACAUAAAUUAUAUUAUUUUUAUUAACUACACAAAUGACAAGUCUUAUUUUCAACAGACAAAUUUCUAACUAUAACUAUAAUAACUAUAAUUAUUUAUAUAGUACCUUGCAAUAGCUGUUAUCGUAAUUGAAUACGCCACGGCGGCAUACCGGCGGUAGCUCAGUGGAAGUACGCACGAAAACGAGGCUAAAGGGUCAAAAGACACAAAACAUGACCCUAUAGCCUCGCCUCGAUGUUAAAAUAAUGCAGAUACCGCUGGUCCGUAGCAUAGACGUGUUCAAUUACGAUAACAGCUAUUGUAGACUAACCCAUAUUAGUAUAAUUAUAUAGGUGAUUAUUCAAAAUUCUUCACGCUGAUUGGCUGCUGUUGAGGUGAUUAUUACGCGAUAAUCACCUAAGCGAUUCUCAAAAUGGCGGCCGAAGCCGUUUUGUCAAUUAAAUGACGAAGAAAUGUGUAUUUUUAAUUUUUUUCUAAAUAAUCACCUAUGAAAUUAUAGUACUAAAACAAUUAUUCACCUCAGGCUCGGUGAUUAUCGUGAAUAAAAACCUCGACUUCGUCUCGGUUUUUAUUCACCGAUAAUCACCUAGCCUCGCCUUCGGCGAAUAAUUGUUAAAUAAGGCACAAUGCUAACUAUAGCAUGCCCAACAUGACUGUCAAUGUGCUUUAUAAUUAAUUACGCCAAAGAAAUAAGGGGCAUUAAGGGAUACUGGUAAACAAGUAUGUUUACCAAUCAAUCCCAUUCCCUUUUAAUUAUAUUGGCCAUUGUGAUCAAAGCACCCUAUAAUGACGUUGCAACAAAAUAGGUUUAGGUGGGGUAAAUUUGUUUUCUAGCAUUCCACCGGUGGGGUAGCUAGAAAUUUUGUUUCGAAAAAGGUGGGGUAAUAAUUUUCUAUGGCUGCAUUAUACUUUCUCUUCGGCCCCCACCCCGGCCAUAAAUAAUAACCGGUCCCUAAGCCAACAAUUCUUUGUAAUGCAAGCUACAUUUUCAUAAUUAUCUUUAAUGCGUGAAUAUUUUUAAUUUUGUAAACAAUUAAGCGCAAUAUGUUGUUGUUGAAAGUAUUGAGUGCUUCAUAAUAACACUCAGAUCUUGUAUACAGAUAUUCGUAUUUUAUUCAAAAUCUACCCUUUAUCAACAGUAUUUUUUAUUCGUUUAUGUUAAAGUAUACAUAAUCCUUGACUUGAUAACACGAUGAUCCACUCGAUGAAAAUUGGGCAAAGGGGCGAUCUUUGCAGAGAAACUUGACCGUUGGGUGAAAUUGGUAGUUCAGAGACCCUAUUUUAAUUGUAGUAUUUCAUGACAAUUUGUUGGCCGAUUUCUAGUUUAUAAUAUUGUAGAACGGGUUCUUAGCGAAUUAAAUUAAUUGUAUAUCUUCUAACGAGUAGUAAUAAUCGCGAUCCCUUUUUGUUGAUGGAUGUUGAAAUCAUUUUAGACUUUUCUUCAUAUACAACAAGUACACUACCGAGUACUGAAUCACUGUUUGCAAAGAAACUAGCCUAUAUCACGUCCAUAAUUCCAGCUUAUUUUUAAAGUCAAAUAGUUUCUCCAUGGAUAAAAGUAGUUUUUAUGGAGUAAAAAAUAGGGCAAGUACGAAUUUAAAGAAGGUCAAUUUGCACUUGUAUAUCUCACUUCGGAAAAGAUAUACAUAUAAAACAGAUAUAUUUGUAAGGCGAAAUUGAACUGCUGCAACAAAGUUUUUAUUUCUACUUUCACGUUCUUAUUCCAAAGCAAACAAUUCUAAGUCGGAAAUGCCUAAAAUUGUGAGCGUAGAAACACUAAAGAAACAAGAAAAUGACUUCAUAACACGAGUAGUUUUGACAAAUCUGGUGUUUGUUUUUAGAAUUCAGUCACGCGAUCGACUCGCGCUCACGUGCACUCCACGCAUACGUUUCUCGCUCAUGCGUAGACGGAAGUCCCCUCUGUUGACAAGACUUACAUAGGUUUCGGUGACUGUUCAAGAGUGCCUUGAGCAGUGCUUCCACUUGCAAGAAUUUUUCCAUCCCACAACGAAAUAUUGGUCUUUGCAAGGAAAAUGCAAGGAAAUAAAUUUUAUACAAGGAAAUGGCAAGGAAAAAUACAGAAAUUGAAGGAAAUUGCAAGAAUUUUCUCUGAUGUGCAAAAUUUCUUGCAAAUAAUAUCUAGGAUUCUAAGAAUGCAAAAUGUUAUUUCCAUUUGAGGGCUUUCUGAGUGUCUAAAUAUUAAAAAAGAUUUCCGAGGAGCAUUCCCAAGAACUUCUCCACUCCUCAAAGUAGUUUUGGCACACAAUUUUUUUGCUGUUCUGUUUGCAUGCAUUUCACCUUGAAAUCGCGGGAAAUGGCCAUUUCAGACUUCAAAAAUUGAAAUAUCUCCGGGACAGCGUGCCCCCGGCCCCCUGGGAUGUGCUGGUCUUAGAGGAUAACUACUGAACUUUCCUAGAACGAAAUAGACUGCAUAGUGCACAAAUUAUGGUCACAAAUAUACCUUGUGGUACACUGGACUUGGCGAGGUUGGAGUAAUAAGCUUGCAAGGCUACAUUUUACUGUUUUGUAGUUGUACAUGUAUUAUAAUUUGGAAUUUUUGCAUGGAAUUUUAAUGAAAAUUUAGUAAUUUUGUCAAGGAAAUUUUCGGAAAAAAAGGAAAUUUUGGAGAUAGUUAAGGAUUUUUCAUUAGGCGGUUGUGGAAGCACUGGCCUUGUGACAGCAUUAAAAUGUCAUUGUAGUCCGUGACACUGUUGACUGUUGUUUAAAAUUUUGAGCGUUUUAAUAUAAAAGACAAUACUGGACAUAAAUAAAUAGGUUAAAAACAUGUUAACAACAUUCGUACACUUUGGAUUUUGAAACAUUUAGGAUUAUAAUGAAAAACUGUCGUUUUCUUUGUGGAUUAAAACUCAAUAACAAUUUCCCACGGCUUGUUUCAAGAAUUUACCUGGUCACGAAAUUUCCACGCGCGAGUCGCGAGGAUGACGCUGAUCUAUAUAUGAAUCAUGUUUAAACUGUAGGGAGCCACCUUAAAGUUUCAUGCAGUUUUGCAAUCUUCAAGCAAAGAAUUACAGAGUAAAGUACACAAGUAAGCCCUAUCUCUGCCGUAUAAAACAUGAUUUUCUUCUUCACAUCUAGACAUAUCACUGCAAGCAAACGACGCCAUGUUUGACAAACAAAAGUCUUUUCAUAAAGGCCAUCUUCUCCCAGUGGGUAUUUAUUCCUUCAGUGAGGAACAUGCUAAAUCAACUUUUACCUACACGAAUGCUGUUCCACAAUAUAGUACGUUUAACAGCGGCAUCUGGAGCAAUUAUGAGGGGUACAUACGGACAUACGCUAAAAAUAAAUGUGGACCAAACAGCGGCGGAGAUCUGUACUUAAUCACCGGUGUUACUAUGUUGGCUCGGGUCGGCGACCACAAAGUGGAAAAAAUAGUAAAAACGUCUGACUAUCUUAAAAACAAGAUACGAAUUCCCAGAUCAAUGUGGACAGUUGGCUGUUGUGUUGCAGCAGGUGGAGAAGUACUCGGUAACUUUGCAGUCAUUGGAAAUAAUCUCAAGAGUAAAAUUAGAGUUCAGAUGACCGAGUUGAAAGUAAAGAAACUUGAAGCAAUCAUUCUCGAAGACGUGCAAGCCUCUCCCUCUGGCAGUUCAGCAACAAGUAUCCAAUUAUUCCCUGGAAAAGCUCAAUGUUCAGACAACGGAAAACAAAUUGUAUUCAAGGCGGAGCAAACCAGAACCUUCAGACGAGUGCGAGAUGCCACGUACCAAAGAAAACAACCCUCUAAGAAAAUGACCCGCAUAUAG
This is a messenger RNA of Paramuricea clavata, 25159 nucleotides long. Lineage: Eukaryota; Metazoa; Cnidaria; Anthozoa; Malacalcyonacea; Plexauridae. The record is from the annotation of a GenBank genome assembly.